CGUACCGGUACAAACACAAACAGCGUACAAAACYCAUUGUUGUUUCGGUAUCGUACUUUUUUUUUUGGUACCGCAUCGGAUCCCUCGGAGGAGAAACAGAAACCCUUUGUUCCAAAAAGGACGAGCGUAAACCACGCCAUCGAACAAAUCAAAAACGAACACGAAGGGCCAUCGCACCGACAGCGCUCGCAGAUCGAAUACCAAUACCAAACGGGUGUUGUUUCGGACCGCAGCAGUAUUGUUUCUCACGGCAGCAUUGGCAUUGGAAGGCGUCGUUCUCCGCUCCUUUCUGGACCAGUCAAGACUAGCAAACGAGUGUGUGAACACCAGCAGCAGCAGCAGCAACACCAGCAGCACGCCAAAGAUUCCGCCGGCAUGUCCUCCUCGGAAGCAGCCCGCAGCAGCAGCAGCAGCAGCAACAACGGCGACCGGGGCAAAGGCGGGGACCACAACUCCCGAGCCUACCGCCACCCCGCCAUGAUCCAAAAGGUGAUCGAGCACCUCCGGGACGAGGUAGGGAUCAACUUUCUGGCCCUGGACUUCGACCAGACGAUCCUGGGCAUCCACACCCGGGGGGUCUGGAAGGGCUCCCUCGAGGAGCUCUUCCCGCACGUCCGCCCCGUCUACGCCCAGCUGAUACGGGCCGCCCUGGCCGGGGGAAUCGAGGUCGCCGUGGUGACCUUCACCUCCCAGACCUUCUUCGUCCGGGGCGUCCUYGACCACGUCUUUUUCGACUUUGGGGACGCCGGGGGCGGGGCCAUGGACGCCAAAACCCUCUCCGGCCUCGGGCUGGCGGUACAGACGGCGGGGGGCCACKUUGUCGACACCACCCGGAGGAUCCCGAUCCGGGGCGGGGACCGCUCCUGGAGGUACCACGGGACCGGGAGCYGCGACGGCAAGCAGCCCCACAUGGCCAGCGCGGUGGAGGAGCUCGAGGCCCGGCGGGACGAGGACCACUCCCGCGAGCGCAAYGGCGAGCGCGGAAGCAACGGGGGUGCGUGUUGCGGCCCGCCCGAGCCCAUCACCCGACGGACGACCCUCCUCCUGGACGACGACGCCCGGAACAUCCGGGUCGCCCUCCAGAACGGGACCCGGGCGGUCUGGUUCGACCCCAAGCGGCCCGACAAGCUGCUGCCGGAACUCGCCAACCUGUCGUAGCAAGGACGCCACGCGAGCAGGGCAAGUGCGGAAACGAAACGAAACGAAUUAAAACGAAACGAAUCGACAGCGCAACGACGGCUGUUUUGCAAGGAACCGCAGAGUAAGAGUAGCAAAAGUAAACAAGCAUUUAUUUUUUCCAAAAAAAAAGGGACAACGGGAUUGGAAUGCAUUGCACUGCUUGUUCAAAAGGAUGUCCAACUAGGCGCCAUCUCGUUGUCUUGCUGUUGCACCUUUGGUUAGCAGCAAAACGAACNAUUGGAAUGCAUUGCACUGCUUGUUCAAAAGGAUGUCCAACUAGGCGCCAUCUCGUUGUCUUGCUGUUGCACCUUUGGUUAGCAGCAAAACGAACAUACAUAUACAAUUCUACUACAUGCAUCAUGUACUUUGUUCAUAUCCUACUGACCAAAAAAUCAUUAAGAGGAGCCCAUAAAUCGACUACUUCACUUUGUAUUUCCCUCCAGGGCACCAGGGAAGGCCAUGCCAGAGCAGGGCAUUGGAAAAAAAAAUGCUCCAAAAGAUCAUCCAGGGGAGACAUCUGGUGGUGAAACAUUCAUAACAAUUGAAUCAUUAACAAAACCAACAAUAGGCA
Messenger RNA from Pseudo-nitzschia multistriata, 1750 nucleotides. Lineage: Eukaryota; Bacillariophyta; Bacillariophyceae; Bacillariales; Bacillariaceae. The record is from the annotation of a GenBank genome assembly.